Messenger RNA from Marmota flaviventris (yellow-bellied marmot), 5296 nucleotides. NCBI's taxonomy places the organism in Eukaryota, Metazoa, Chordata, Mammalia, Rodentia, Sciuridae. The record is from RefSeq and is a predicted model, not a curated record.
UCCUAUCAGCCGAGAUGAACCUCUAGUCUUGCUUUGAAAAAGCCAUUUUGUGUAACUAUUGACUGAAUAAUUUCCUAAUACAUUUGUUGGGACGAUCACUGAGAGUAUGCCACUUGAGCGGCCCUUUUCUUGACCAAAUACUGGUGAUUAGAGAAGAGAGUUUUUUUUUUUCCCCCUUGAUCAUUAUGAACAUUGGCUUUUCACCCUUGAAGUAAAAAUGUUGAAAGCUGAGUCUUCAGGUGAACGAACCACUCUGAGAAGUGCCUCUCCUCACAGGAAUGCAUAUAGAACUGAGUUCCAGGCACUGAAAAGUACCUUUGACAAACCCAAGUCAGAUGGGGAACAAAAAGCAAAGGAAGGGGAGGGCUCCCAGCAGAGCAGGGGGAGGAAAUAUGGCUCCAAUGUCAACAGAAUUAAAAACCUGUUUAUGCAGAUGGGUAUGGAACCCAAUGAGAAUGCUGCAGUCAUUGCCAAAACCAGGGGGAAAGGUGGACCUUCAUCCCCUCAGAGAAGAAUGAAGCCCAAAGAAUUUCUGGAGAAAACAGAUGGCUCAGUUGUUAAAUUGGAGUCCUCUGUAUCUGAACGAAUUAGUAGAUUUGACACAAUGUACGAUGGCCCUUCAUAUUCUAAGUUCACAGAGACCCGAAAGAUGUUUGAGAGAAGUGUGCAUGAGUCAGGGCAAAACAACCGCUAUUCCCCAAAGAAAGAAAAAGCUGGGGGGAGUGAACCACAGGAUGAGUGGGGUGGUUCCAAGUCCAACAGAGGCAGUACUGAUUCCUUGGACAGCCUUAGCUCCCGAACCGAGGCUGUCUCCCCAACGGUGAGUCAACUGAGUGCAGUAUUUGAGAACACCGAGUCCCCCAGUGCCAUCAUUUCUGAGAAGGCUGCAAACAAUGAAUACUCAGUGACUGGGCAUUAUCCUCUGAAUUUACCAUCUGUUACUGUUACAAAUCUUGACACCUUUGGCCACCUUAAGGAUUCUAAUUCUUGGUCUCCAUCGAACAAACAAGGGGUUGAUACAGAGGAUGCUCAGAAGAGUAAUACAACUCCAGUACCAGAAGUGGCUCCUAAAAGUACCUCUCUAGCUUCGUUACCUAGUGAAGAGAUACAGCAGAGCCAGGAAGCCGAGGACUCCAUAUCUAACCAGGAGACUCCGGACAGAAUUGACAAAGAUAUUCCUGAAGAGCCUUGUGCUGAAAAUAAGGCAAUGCCAAAGUCUGAUAUCCUUUCACCCCAAAACCAACCUUUAGGAGAGGCUGAAGCUAAUUCUGUUGGAAGUGAGGCAGCAAAGCAACAGAGGAAAGAACUUGCAAGUGGUGAUUUCACCUCUCCUGAUGCUUCUGCAUCCAGUUGUGGAAAAGAAGUACCUGAAGACUCAAAUAAUUUCGAGAGUUCCCAUGUGUAUAUGCAUAGUGACUAUAAUGUGUAUAGGGUGAGAUCCAGGUAUAAUUCAGACUGGGGAGAGACAGGCACUGAGCAGGAUGAGGAGGAAGAUAGUGAUGAGAACAAUUACUAUCAGCCUGAUAUGGAAUACUCGGAAAUUGUUGGAUUGCCAGAAGAAGAAGAAAUCCCAGCAAAUCGGAAAAUUAAGUUUAGUAGUGCUCCAAUUAAGGUUUUUAACACAUACUCCAAUGAAGACUAUGACAGGAGAAAUGAUGAAGUUGACCCCGUGGCCGCAUCUGCUGAGUAUGAACUUGAAAAGCGUGUAGAGAAGCUGGAACUUUUCCCAGUGGAACUAGAGAAAGAUGAGGAUGGUCUUGGUAUCAGUAUUAUUGGAAUGGGUGUUGGAGCAGAUGCUGGACUUGAGAAACUGGGAAUAUUUGUCAAGACAGUGACAGAAGGUGGUGCUGCUCAGCGAGAUGGCAGAAUACAAGUCAAUGACCAGAUUGUGGAAGUGGAUGGAAUCAGCUUGGUGGGUGUCACACAGAAUUUUGCUGCAACAGUUCUCAGAAACACCAAGGGCAAUGUCAGAUUCGUUAUUGGACGAGAAAAGCCAGGACAAGUGAGUGAAGUUGCCCAGUUGAUAAGCCAGACGCUGGAACAAGAGAGGCGCCAGAGAGAGCUGCUGGAGCAGCACUAUGGGCAGUACGAUGCUGAUGAUGAUGAGAACACUGUGGCUGAAUUUCAAGGAGUAUCUGCCAACUGCAAUAACAAUAACAACUGUGUCCUUAAGACAGGAGAAUAUGCCACAGAUGAAGAAGAGGAUGAGGUAGGGCCUGUUCUUCCUGGUGGUGACAUGGCCAUUGAAGUCUUUGAGCUGCCUGAGAAUGAGGACAUGUUUUCUCCAUCAGACCUGGACACAAGCAAGCUCAGUCACAAGUUUAAAGAGUUGCAAAUCAAACAUGCAGUAACAGAAGCAGAGAUUCAAAAAUUGAAGACCAAGUUGCAGGCCGCAGAAAAUGAGAAAGUGAGGUGGGAACUAGAAAAAACCCAACUCCAACAGAACAUAGAAGAGAAUAAAGAAAGAAUGCUGAAGUUAGAGAGCUAUUGGAUUGAGGCUCAGACAUUAUGCCACACAGUGAAUGAACAUCUCAAAGAGACCCAAAGCCAGUAUCAGGCCUUGGAAAAGAAGUACAACAAGGCAAAGAAAUUGAUCAAGGAUUUUCAACAAAAAGAGCUUGAUUUCAUCAAAAGACAAGAAGUAGAAAGAAAGAAAAUAGAAGAUUUAGAAAAAGCUCAUCUUGUGGAAGUUCAAGGCCUACAAGUGCGGAUUAGAGAUUUGGAAGCUGAAGUGUUCAGACUACUGAAACAAAAUGGGACUCAAGUUAACAAUAACAACAACAUCUUUGAAAGAAGAACAUCUCUUAGUGAAGUCUCCAAAGGAGAUACCAUGGAGAACUUGGAUGUCAAACAAACAUCUUGUCAGGAUGGCUUAAGUCAAGACUUGAACGAAGCAGUCCCAGAAACAGAACGCUUGGAUUCAAAGGUCCUAAAAACUCGAGCCCAGCUUUCCGUGAAGAACAGGCGCCAGAGGCCCACCAGGACAAGACUCUAUGAUAGUGUCAGUUCAACAGAUGGGGAGGACAGUCUAGAGCGAAAGCCUUCAAACAGUCUCUAUAACCUCAUGCAUAUUACCAAAUCAGUUCCGCCCAAGGGUCUGAGAACUUCUUCUCCAGAAUCAGAUUCUGGGGUUCCACCCCUCACUCCAGUGGCUAGCCAUGUGCCCUUCUCGCCUGACCACAUAGCAGAGUUUCAAGAAGGACCAAUGCACCCAGAAAGGGGGCCUUUCUCCUCUGUUUGGGGAGACACUUCGCUUUCCUCUCCUUCAAAAUCUGAUCAUGAUAUGGAAGAACCUCCUUGCCCCCAUCAAGCUACCAGAAAGAAAAUAUUACGAGAAAAAGAUGAUGCCAAAUGUCCCAAAUCACUAAGGGCAUCCAGUUCAUUGGUGAAACAAGGAGGAAAAAUUAGGCGGAAGUUUGUGGAUCUGGGGGCACCUUUGCGAAGGAAUUCCAACAAAGGAAAAAAAUGGAAAGAAAAAGAAAAAGAAGUCAAUAGGUUUUCUGCAGGUAGCAGGAUCUUCAGAGGCAGGCUGGAAAACUGGAAAGCCAAGCCGCCCUCCGCAGCUCAGGCCUCCACCCGCUCCCCUUGCAUGCCUUUCUCCUGGUUUAAUGAAAGCCGGAAAGGAUCCUAUUCCUUCAGGAACCUGCCUUCACCUACAAGUCCCCUUCAGCCUUCUCCUGAGACUCUAAUUUCAGAUAAAACGGGGUCUAAGGUAGAAAACACAUGGAUUGAAAAAGCAAACAAGAAAAACCCAAACCCCUCCUCCUGUUCAGUCUCUGGAAGGCGUCCUCAACCUGUGUGUGCUCUGGAUCCGCGCAACCGUAAUUUUACCUUCAACGAUGACUUCAGUCCCAGCAGUACCAGUUCCGCAGACCUGAGUGGCUUAGGAGCAGAACCCAAAACACCAGGGCUGUCUCAGUCCUUAGCACUGUCAUCAGAUGAGAUCCUUGAUGAUGGACAGUCUCCCAAACACAGUCAGUAUCAGAGUCGGGCCGUUCAUGAAUGGAGUGUGCAGCAGGUUUCUCACUGGUUAAUGAGCCUAAAUCUGGAGCAGUAUGUCUCUGAAUUCAGUGCCCAAAACAUCACUGGAGAGCAGCUCCUGCAGUUGGAUGGAAAUAAACUUAAGGCUCUUGGAAUGGCAUCAUCACAGGAUCGAGCUGUGGUUAAAAAAAAACUGAAGGAAAUGAAGAUGUCUCUAGAGAAGGCUCGGAAGGCCCAAGAGAAAAUGGAAAAACAAAGAGAAAAGCUGAGGAGGAAGGAACAAGAGCAGAUGCAGAGGAAGUCCAAAAAGUCGGAAAAAAUGACAUCAACCGCAACAGACGGCCCUGGUGAACAGUAGCACACCCUCCAGAGGGUGAGAAUGCACAAGAGAAGGCUCACCUCUUCCUGCCCUGUUCUCCUCCAGAAAAAGAAACUGGUGAUGGGGUAAUGCUGCUGUAGACAGACUGAGGAACCGUGUGUUGAAUGACUGCAUUUUCUGCAAUAAUAGAAUGCACUCCUAAUUUUAACCCCUGAAGGAACCCCAAACCAUCUUUGGUUUGUUAACAAACCAGAGAUCUCAUUUGGGAGAGACACAAAGUAGUUGUGUUGCUCUCCUGUCCUACUUACCAACAUCCUGUGUUGUGUUGGGUGUGUUGUGUCACGUGGAAAACCAGCAUGACCUGCCACGAGAACAGGACACCCCCCUGGUGUUCAUGGAGCACUUGGAAUUUUCAGUUUAGGAUCCUGAAACUAGGCCCUUGCACGUAUUUGUGUGGCAGAGAGCACCCUGCCAAUGAGAUCUGGGACUCAUAUUUGCUUCUAGGGCUGCAGAGUCCAGUCUGGUGUGUGGGAAGAGCUCCCCCUUGGUCCUGGGUCUGGGCAGAGAACAGCACCAUUGUGGAAGCAUGGGUGUUGUGCCACAUAAUUUUGUCCUAAGGGAAAGAGCAAGCACACAGUCCUGCUUGCUGGGCAUCAGAAAAAGUGAAGAGAAUCAUAGUUAUCCGUUAACUGUAGAAGAGAGUAAAAGCCUUAAUAAUGUGGAUGUGGGUAUACCUUGAGGUUUGAAGGUAACAUUUAUCCUCCAGAUGUUGCUGAACAAAGAAGAAAAAGUCAAACUUUAAUGUAGCCUUGGGAUGUUGGGAUAUGUUGUUUACUUUGCUACCACUGUAUGUUCAGUAUUUCAGCAACACUGGCAAACACAACACAGUUCCUUUGUCCCCCACACACAACAAAUUGAACAGGAAAUUGAUUUUUAAGGAAACCAACAUUUUCAGGUUUCCUCUCCUGGGGAACAUUCUGGCUGGUCUUCAGCCUG